This is a messenger RNA of Contarinia nasturtii (swede midge), 2373 nucleotides long. RefSeq names its product ubiquitin-like modifier-activating enzyme ATG7 (gene Atg7). Gene Ontology annotation, biological process: autophagy of mitochondrion; cellular response to nitrogen starvation; piecemeal microautophagy of the nucleus. The record is from RefSeq and is a predicted model, not a curated record. Gene Ontology annotation, molecular function: Atg8 activating enzyme activity; Atg12 activating enzyme activity. Lineage: Eukaryota; Metazoa; Arthropoda; Insecta; Diptera; Cecidomyiidae. The coding region runs from base 217 to 2304 and encodes 695 amino acids. The transcript is spliced from 11 exons. Gene Ontology annotation, cellular component: phagophore assembly site; cytoplasm.
AGAUUCAGUAUUUAUAUUUGGAGCAAAACAAGAAAAACAACGCGCUUUUGUGAUAGUCAAAAUCAAUACAUUGUCGCGACUUUUAUCUGUCUUCGUGAAUCAUACUCUUAAUAAAUAGAUCAGCGACAAAAAAAAUCUUGGUGAAUACGGCUAUGAAACAGAUGAUAUACGAGUGAAAGUUGUUGCAAAUAGUCGAAUAUCUCUUGGUCCAUAGUCAUGAGUGAACCAAAUUAUUUCCAAUUUCAACCGUUUAGUUCGUUUGUGAGUCCAACAUUUUGGCAUAAAUUGGCCGAGUUAAAAAUCGAUGUAGAUCGCUUGAACGAUGCACGUAAAUCAAUUAAUGCAUUUUAUACAAAUUCCGACGUAACACACUGUUUACUCGAAACAGAUGCUACGUCGUUCAAUAGUGAAUUUGCAUCACGUCCGAAUAUUUAUCAGUGUCAUGGGGCAAUUGUCAACAAAAACAAAAUUGAAGAUUUCAAAUCGUGUGAUAAGCUUGCAUUGAUUGGCGACGAAGGUCGAUUAAUUUGGAAUGAUAUUACAAGUGGCGCAUGUUUGGAGAAGCCAAGUCUUUUGUCCAGAUUCUUCAUCUUCUCAUUUGGCGAUUUAAAAGCAUUCAAUUAUUAUUACUACUUCGCUUAUCCGUGUCCGUCGACUCCGAUUUUUGAGAAAAUCGAUGAGCCCAAACCCAUCACCAAUGUGUUCAGUUCAGCAUCUCUGCAGGCCUUGUCCAAACUAUAUUUCUCGUUGUCCAGUGAGGAGCGUUCAUUUUUCAUUGUCACACACAAUGACGCCGAUCAGUUCAAUUAUCUUAGACUCUCUGAGAAAAUUAGCGCCGAUAAAAAAGAUGACAACUUCAUCGAUGCAAAUUUGGAUGAAAUCUAUUUUUGUUUCUCGGAUCCGUGUCCAAUGGCUGAAUAUGGCGGAUGGCCACUCCGAUUAUUUCUACUUAUGCUGACGCAUUUAUGUCCGAAUUUAAGAGAAAAAACGAUAAAAAUACUUUCGUUACGCGUUAAGAAGUCGGUGUCGAUCGAAAUAAACAGUAUGUUGUUUACAGUCAAAUUGCCGGCAAAUGACGUUGACAUUGACAAUGUUAAAUGGAUUGGCUGGGAGCCAAAUGAACAAGGAAAAUAUUUACCAAGAUGUGCGUCACUUGCAUCUAGUAUGGAUCCACACAAAUUGGCAGAAAGCGGCGUUUACUUGAACCUCAAGCUGAUGAAAUGGCGCCUUUUGCCAACCCUUGAUUUGAAUCGAAUUUCCAAAGUAAAAUGUUUACUCUUUGGCGCUGGCACUCUCGGUUGCUCCGUGGCACGAAACUUGAUGGCUUGGGGAAUUCAGCAUAUUACAUUUCUCGAUAGUGGGCAUGUUUCGUUUUCGAAUCCCGUGCGACAGAGUCUAUUCACGUAUAAAGAUGCCGAAGGCAAGAAGGAAAAGGCCAAAACAGCAGCGUUUCGUGUGAAUGAAAUUCAUCCAGGCAUAGUUGCAAAGGGUCAUAAUGUACAUAUACCGAUGCCAGGCUACCCCAUAGGUGAAUCGCUUAAAAAACAAACAACUGAAGCACUGAAAACCAUCGAAGAGCUCGUCGAAAGUCAUGAUGUUAUCUUUAUGUUGACUGAUUCGCGCGAGAGCCGGUGGUUACCAACGAUGUUGGCGGCAACACACGACAAGAUUGUCAUAAAUGCAGCAUUGGGUUUUGAUAGUUAUUUGGUUAUGCGGCAUGGAUGUAAUCCAUUGGAAAAUGUUAACACAGCAGAACAAUCGACUAGUUCAAUUAUCGAUGGGCUUAAAUGUAUACCGGGGGAUAAACUUGGUUGUUACUUUUGUAAUGAUAUCACUGCUCCGGGUGAUUCAAUGAAAGAUCGUACACUUGACCAGCAAUGUACCGUAACACGACCGGCUGUUUCAAAUAUUGCAGGCGGUUUAGCUGCUGAACUAUUGAUUUCAAUGAUUCAACAUCCGCAAAGGUCAAUGUGCCCGGCAUACAUUUCCAUCAAUAAUCAUGACGUUCAUUUGCAAAUGAAAUCAAUACCAGAAGGUUUACUAGGCAUCAUUCCGCAUUCAAUUCGUGGUUCACUCAGCAAUUUCGAAAACAUUCUUCCAGCCACCGAACGUUUUUCACAAUGUGUUGCAUGCUCAAAGAAAAUUAUCGACGAAUACCGUGCGAGAGGACAUGAAUUCCUAUUCGAAGUUUUCGAAUCGUCGAAAUGUCUCGAAGAAUUGUCCGGAAUAUCCGAGAUACUUAACGCUCAACACGAAGAAGUUUUGGAAUUCGACGAAGGAUCAGACUUUGAUACGUCGGAUUGAACCCAAGAGUCUACCAGGUCAACACAAAUUAUAUAAAUAAAUGUUUUCCGAUUUAACACAAUCAUUUUC